AUGCAAACAUCACCGAGUGCCUUGCCCUCUUCAUCAUCACGAACAACCUCUUCGUUAUUAAAUUCUCGUGAUUAUAAAUUUCCAAAACAUGCUCACCUUCUUCUUGUUUGCGCUCUAUUCAUCAUUUUGAUUUGUAUUGUGUACAUGAUUGCUCAAUGGCUCAUUGCUGUCAAUACAGCAGCAACAUCUGCAGGUUCACAUGUGCUGCCGAACAGUGGUGAUGAUUCCUCUCACAAUAUUUUGGUCAAUCAUGAACACUUUAGACAAUCCAUAAUUUCUGGAAACAACAAUCCAACCACUCCUCCCACCACUAUUACAUCAUCACACUGA
Naegleria fowleri is the source of this 330-nucleotide messenger RNA. RefSeq lists its product as uncharacterized. The transcript has a single exon. The record is from RefSeq and is a predicted model, not a curated record. Bases 1 to 330 code for a protein of 109 amino acids. Lineage: Eukaryota; Heterolobosea; Eutetramitea; Acrasida; Naegleriidae.